UCCUGUCCAAAAACCACAAACUGACAACACAGCAAACUACUUCACUCCCUUGCAUCCUCCGCUCAAAUCUCAAACACCAUAGUUUUUAUCCAACAACACUCCCUAUACGCCUCGUAACACCUCCUAUCUCUCUCUAACAACUAAGAACCAAUACCCAGUCGGCUGAUCAGAUCAAAAAAGAAAAGCAACCAAAUUUUGCUUAGAAGUUUUGAUUUUGAGGUGCAUGGCUGCUCUCCACUCUACUGCUUUUUGUUUCGGUGGUGUGGCUUUGUCUUCUCGUCAAGAACUUUGUUUCAGACGUGGGAAUGUUAAAGCCUCAACUUUUUCCUGCCCCCCUUUGGUUUCCAUUCCUCGAUUGAGCUUCCAAAGUAAAGCAUUCGGAGGUGAUGGGUCACCAGAAACGAAAGACUCCUCUCUUGUGGUUUGUUUUGGGGAAAUGCUAAUUGACUUUGUCCCAACCAUUAGUGGACUUUCAUUGUCUGAUGCACCGGCAUUUAAGAAGGCUCCAGGAGGUGCGCCUGCUAAUGUUGCUGUUGGUAUUGCUCGACUUGGUGGCUCGUCGGCAUUUAUAGGGAAGGUUGGUGAAGAUGAGUUUGGAUACAUGCUCGCGGAAAUAUUAAAGGAGAAUAAUGUGAACAAUGAAGGGAUGCGUUUCGAUCCUGGUGCAAGGACUGCUUUAGCUUUUGUUACAUUAAGAAGUGACGGGGAACGUGAAUUCAUGUUUUACCGUAAUCCUAGUGCAGAUAUGUUACUUAAAGAAGCUGAACUUGAUUUAGAUUUGAUUAGAAAGGCAAAAAUAUUUCAUUAUGGCUCCAUAAGUCUUAUAACAGAGCCAUGCAAAUCAGCCCACAUUGCAGCAGCAAAAGUUGCUAAGGAUGCAGGUGUUUUUUUGUCCUACGAUCCUAACCUGAGGCUUCCACUAUGGCCUUCUGCUGAGAGUGCCAGAGAAGGGAUUCUGAGCAUUUGGGACACUGCUGAUAUUAUCAAGAUAAGUGAAGAAGAGAUAUCUUUCUUGACUAAAGGAGAAGAUCCAUAUGAUGAUGCUGUUGUUCAGAAGCUAUUCCAUCCAAAUCUUAAAUUGCUUCUUGUCACCGAGGGACCGGAGGGCUGCAGGUAUUACACCAAAGAGUUCAGUGGGAGAGUGAAGGGUUUAAAGGUGGAUGCUGUGGACACCACUGGUGCUGGGGAUGCUUUUGUUGCUGGAAUAUUGUCACAACUAGCUAUGGAUCUCUCCUUGCUCCAGAAUGAGGACCGAUUGAGAGAAGCUCUCAAGUUUGCGAAUGCCUGUGGUGCAUUGACUGUGAAGGAGAGAGGUGCCAUUCCAGCUUUGCCAACCAGAGAAGCUGUGAACAGUGCCAUCAUUCAGCUUGUUAGAUAGAGUUUUUGUGAUCUCUGUGAUUAGGUAACAAGUUCCAUGCCAAUUCUUUAGAUCGUUCGACAAUUCUUGCAAUGAUGGAUGGUGCUAGAGUAGGAUCUAUUUACUCCAAUAACUUGCAACAUAGCUACCCAGCUCAGUGUUGUAACAUGCAAGUUUUACCACAAUCUGUUGAGUGAAAUCAUUUCAGUCCUGGGGAUCACAUCAACCCCCCUGUAUCGCACCAUAUUGUAAACAUUCAGCUGUGAGGUACAUCGCCAAUAAAUAAAAUUUAUGAUUUUGUGA
This is a messenger RNA of Populus trichocarpa (black cottonwood), 1660 nucleotides long. Its product is annotated as probable fructokinase-6, chloroplastic. Gene Ontology annotation, biological process: fructose metabolic process. The transcript is spliced from 7 exons. Bases 224 to 1378 code for a protein of 384 amino acids. Gene Ontology annotation, molecular function: fructokinase activity. The record is from RefSeq and is a predicted model, not a curated record. NCBI's taxonomy places the organism in Eukaryota, Viridiplantae, Streptophyta, Magnoliopsida, Malpighiales, Salicaceae. Gene Ontology annotation, cellular component: chloroplast stroma; cytosol.